GUACGCUUUGUUGAGAUGUCUUGCAAUUUAUUAAGUACAUGAGAAGAAUUGCAACUGCAAAAGCAUUCCAAUUAUGAUGAAAAAUAAUGCAACCACAUUGUUUUUCAUUCUUUGUUUUCCUGAUCCUCGUGAACUGUUCUGUUUUUUUCUGUUAAUUUGAUAUUCUGAGUUGUAGAUUGUGUGUCUAGAAUUGAACAGGUGGAAGGAUGAAGAAAAUUCUUUAGUAGCGAGGAGGAUAGCCAGGUGCAUUUUUUGGGUGAGGAUAAUUGAUGAGGAAGGGUUUGCACAAGGAAAUUAGAUGAGUCACGUGUAACAACAGUGUUACAUGUGGCAUGUAAAUAGGCUCUGCAAGUACCUGUUGUUUCAGCUAAAUAAAUCCCAACCAAUAUUCACACAAAGGGGAAUAUGAUAAUUAAUACCAAUACACAAAAGUGAGAAGGGAAGGACUAGGAGGAAUGAAAGUUAAAUACCCGGUAUUAUCAAACCUUUUUUAUUUUUUAUUUUUGCUCAUAUGUCCAAAUAGUGUCAUUGCUUUGGAGUCCUCUCCCUAUUUAAACAUCAUCACUUAUUUUGGCUCCCAAGCACUAGUUCUCCCUCUCCCACUCUCUCUCUCUCUUCUCAAGAACCUUGAGAGAUACCAAAAUUAGCAAAAGGAAAAGAAAAAUGAGUCAUCUCAGCUUCAAAAGCCUCACAUUUUUGUUUUUGAUUGCUUUUCUUGUGUGGUCUUCGAGUAUUGAAACUUGCAUUGCUAGAAGAGGCAAGCAUUGGAGGCGGAGCAGGCUUACAGCAGCUUCACUAUCUAAGAAGAAAGGAAAAGGUCAUGGUAAUCACAAUUACCACAAAGGAGGAUCAAAGCCUAAAGCUCCUUCUCAUAAAACUCCUCCAUCUCCUAAGCCGAAAGCUCCUCCAUCACCCAAGCCCAAAGAAGAAGUCCCUUCAACGCCACCGCCCCAGAAAGGUUACGGCAGCGGACAGCAUUCUGACGUCUUCGACGUGGUAGAUUUUGGCGCCAAGGGUGAUGGGAAAACUGAUGAUACCAAGGCAUUCCAAUCCGCAUGGGCAGCUGCAUGUAAAGUGGAAGCAUCAACGGUUGUCGUUCCAGCUGAAUUCGUGUUCCUUGUAGGACCCAUUUCAUUCUCUGGUCCAUACUGCCAAGCAAACAUUGUAUUUCAGCUGGAUGGUACAAUAAUUGCUCCAGCUGACUCUCAACCCUGGGGUCAAGGAAUUUUACAAUGGCUUGAAUUCUCAAAGCUGAGAGGUAUAACAGUUCAGGGAAAAGGUAUCAUUGAUGGAAGAGGCUCAGGGUGGUGGCAAGAUGCCCCAUACGAAGAUCCCUAUGAUGAUGAAAGAAAACUCAUAAUCCCACUAAACAGCAUAGUUCAAGAAAUGCCACCAAUGCCGGUCAGAAAUGAACUUAGUGGAAAAAUGCCAAGCAUCAAACCAACAGCACUUAGGUUUUAUGGGAGUUUUAAUGUGACAGUCACAGGCAUAACAAUUCAAAACAGUCCUCAAUGCCAUCUCAAGUUUGAUAAUUGCAUGGGAGUCGUGGUGCAUGAUAUGACCGUUUCAUCUCCUGGGGACAGUCCUAACACAGAUGGAAUCCACCUACAAAACUCCAAAGAUGUGCUAAUUCAUGGCAGUAAUCUUGCCUGUGGUGAUGACUGUGUUUCCAUACAAACAGGAUGCUCAAAUGUAUACAUUCACAACGUGAACUGUGGACCAGGGCAUGGGAUCAGCAUUGGAAGCUUGGGAAAGGAUAAUACCAAAGCCUGUGUCUCAAACAUCACUGUCCGUGAUAUCAUUAUGCAAAACACGAUGAAUGGUGUCAGAAUAAAAACAUGGCAGGGUGGAUCGGGCUCUGUGCAGGGGGUUCUGUUCUCAAACAUUCAAGUUUCUGAGGUCCAACUUCCAAUUGUGAUUGAUCAAUAUUACUGUGACAAAAGGGCAUGUAAGAAUGAAACCGCUGCAGUUGCUCUAUCAGGAAUCACCUAUGAAAAAAUAAGAGGGACAUACACAGUAAAACCUGUGCACUUAGCCUGUAGCGACAGCCUUCCAUGUAUAGGUGUAACUCUAUCUGCCAUUGAGCUAAAGCCACUGCAGGAACGCUACCACCUAUAUGAUCCAUUUUGCUGGCAAAGUUUUGGAGAGUUGACCACCCCCACUGUCCCUCCAAUCAGUUGUUUACAGAUUGGCAAGCCGUCGAAUAACAGAGUCCAAGCUGAUCAUGAUGUGUGCUGAGCUUAGUCUAGGUAAUUUAUGGUGUAUCCGCUUGUGAGGUCGGCAUGGUUUUCUGACCCCUUUCACACCAUCGGUUUAUUAGGUAUAGAGUGUAAAUUUAGGCAUCAUCCUAGUUUAUAGGCAUUCUUCUUUGAUGGGAUUACACUCGUUCCCAGUUCCCACUAUGUGAGAUUAUACAGGCAAGGCAUUCUUCUUUGAUGGGAUUACACUCGUUCCCAGUUCCCACUAUGUGAGAUUAUACAGGCAAGGCAUUCUUCUUUGAUGGGAUUACACUCGUUCCCAGUUCCCACUAUGUGAGAUUAUACAGGCAUGUUAUCAGGUCGAGUCCAAUACUGCAGUACAAAGACUGCCUUGUUUGUUAAGGCAGAUUAUUUGAUUGUGAGAUAUUAUACAAAUGCAUUAUCAACUAGAUGUGCAUCAAUAAAUUGCUAUAUGUCUACA
Theobroma cacao (cacao) is the source of this 2679-nucleotide messenger RNA. Its product is annotated as Pectin lyase-like superfamily protein. Gene Ontology annotation, biological process: carbohydrate metabolic process. Gene Ontology annotation, molecular function: polygalacturonase activity. The record is from RefSeq and is a predicted model, not a curated record. NCBI's taxonomy places the organism in Eukaryota, Viridiplantae, Streptophyta, Magnoliopsida, Malvales, Malvaceae.